AUGUCAAAACUCAUAAUCGCAGCGAAAACAGGAAAUUUUCAUGAAGUAAAACGCUUAAUUGAUCAUGGUGCUAUUGCGAAUGGUGAAUUGUUUCACGAUGUUUGUCCUCUUGACUUCGCAGCAUCAUCUGGUUCACUGGAAAUUGUCAAAUAUUUAGUUGAACAUGGCGCUAAUGUAAAUUUGAAUGCCUGUAGAUCUGCGAUAUCAUCUGGUUCACUGGAAAUUGUCAAAUAUUUGGUUGAGCAAGGUGCUAAUGUAAAUUUGAAUGCUUUUAGCUUUGAUAGCCCUCUUCAAUCUGCAGUAUCAUCUGGUUCACUGGAAAUUGUCAAAUAUUUAGUUGAACAUGGUGCUAAUGUAAUUUUAAAAUCCUUUAGCCUUGGUAGUCCUCUUCACUCUGCAGUAUCAUCUGGUUCACUGAAAAUUGUCAAAUGUUUAGUUGAACAUGGUGCUAAUGUAAAUUUUGAAUUCGUUUAUGUUGGUAGUCCUCUUCACUCUGCAGUAUCAUCUGGUUCACUGGAAAUUAUCAAAUAUUUAGUUGAACAUGGUGCUAAUGUAAAUUUUAAAUCCUUUAGCCGUGGUAGUCCUCUUCACACUGCAGCAUCAUCUGGUUCACUGGAAAUUGUCAAAUAUUCAGUUCAACAUGGUGCUAAUGUAAAUUUUAAAUCAUUGAGUCUUGGUAGUCCUCUGCACUCUGCAGCAUCGUCUGGUUCACUGGAAAUUGUCGAAUAUUUAGUUAAACGUGGUGCUAAUGUAAAUUUUGAAUCCUUUACGGUUGGUAGUCCUCUUCAUUCUGCAGUAUCAUCUGGUUCACUGGAAAUUGUCAAAUAUUUGGUUGAAUAUGGUGCUAAUGUAAAUUUUGAAACGUUUACCGUUGGUAGUCCUCUUCACUCAGCAGUAUCAUCUCGUUCACUGGAAAUUGUCAAAUAUUUAGUUGAAUUUGGUGCUAAUGUAAAUUUUAAAUCCUUUACCGUUGGUAGUCCUCUUCACUCUGCAGUAUCAUCUGGUUCACUGGAAAUUGUCAAAUAUUUAGUUGAACAUGGUGCUGAACUAACAAAUAAAGAAAAUCUUGGCAUGCCCAUAAUUUUAUUUCUGCCUUGUGAAGGUGGAAAUGCGUCAAUUGUCGACUACCUUCUCCAACAUGGAGCAAUUAAAGACCUGAAUAACUGGAAAUUGAAUUCUCCCUUGCGUAUAGCAUGCCUGAAAGGUCAUACCGCCGUAGUUCAAACAUUAGUGAAAAACAACGUUAAUAUACGAAAAGAGAACAAACCACUAAUAUGUGGAAAUAAUGAGAUCAUAAAUAUUUUGAAUGUUGAAUUAAACAAGUCCCUUAAACAUCGCGUAAAAAUUCAGAUUUUGAAAGGAAUAAACAACAAAAACUUGACAAAG
Paramuricea clavata is the source of this 1386-nucleotide messenger RNA. The record is from the annotation of a GenBank genome assembly. NCBI's taxonomy places the organism in Eukaryota, Metazoa, Cnidaria, Anthozoa, Malacalcyonacea, Plexauridae.